Molecule: messenger RNA, 945 nt
Organism: Rhopalosiphum maidis (corn leaf aphid)
Lineage: Eukaryota; Metazoa; Arthropoda; Insecta; Hemiptera; Aphididae
Product: gamma-glutamyl hydrolase B-like
Exons: 4
Coding region: 1-945 (314 amino acids)
Biological process (GO): tetrahydrofolylpolyglutamate metabolic process
Cellular component (GO): vacuole
Molecular function (GO): gamma-glutamyl-peptidase activity
Source: RefSeq, a predicted model, not a curated record
AUGUAUUUACCAGUUUUUCUUACUCUAAUUUUGGGUUUUGUUACAAAACUAACCAUUUGUAAUGAAAGACCAGUGAUCGGAAUACUGACACAAGAAGUUUAUUGGUCUAGUUUUAACAAUAUUAAACCAUCUAAUAACUCAUAUAUAGCUGCAUCUUAUGUUAAAGCAAUUGAAGCUUCUGGAGGACGAGUUGUACCAGUUUUCACCAACAGAACUACUGAAUAUUACAUUGAAGUAGUAAGAAAAGUUAAUGGCAUAUUGGUUCCAGGAGGAGGAUGUGCGUUUAAUAUUAGUUUUGGAAUAAGUCAAUCGACAAAUGAAAUUUUUCACAUUGCAAAACAUAUAAACAAUAUAAAUGAUCACUUUCCAAUUCUUGGAAUUUGUCUAGGAUUUGAACUUCUUUUAAUGGCAUCCAUAAAUGGAAAAUUUCCAUUUUCAAAAUGUAACGCUCAAAAUUUAAACUUACCUUUAACACUAGUACCAGAAAUGGAAGAAAAAAGUGUGUUAUUUAGCAACAUGCCUAAAGAUAUUCGAAACAUAUUACUUACAAAACCAGUCACAGCAAACCAUCAUAUUAAAUGUAUGAAAAAAACAAACUUUACGUCAAUGAAUUUGGAUAAAUUUUGGAAUUCUAUAACAAUAAAUAAUGAUUCAAAUAAUUCGACUUUCAUAUCCACAGUAGAAGCUAAAAAUUAUCCAUUUGUGGGAUUACAAUUUCAUCCAGAAAAAAAUGCCUAUGAAUGGAAAAAGAAUGACCCUCAUAGUUGGUCAGCAAUAUAUUCAGCACGUUAUUUUUAUGAUUGGUUUGUUAAUGAAUGUCGUAAAAAUAAUCACAGAUAUAUCAAAAAUAGUACACUAGAAAAUGAAUUAAUUUAUAAUUACCCUACUACAUAUGUAGGAAAAUUAAAUUCUGUUUUUGAAGAAGUAUACUUUUUUAGUGAAUAA